UGCGCGACAAUCGUGAGCUUCAACCUCCUGCUCCUCCUCCUCUCAUUGCUUUUCACACUUCAUUCAUCUGCUCUUUCUCGCGAGAAAGAGCUUAAGUUACGGGACCUCAGCAGGCGUCGCUGUUAGUCUUCAAUCACUCGUCUUUGAUCCUCUUCCCCUCAUACACCACGAUUACCUGCCAACUCUCGGUUCGGCCUCCGUCUUUCGUUAUUUGCGUCACCCCCCAGGUCGAGGUGGCUGUCCGCCCCUCAGACUUGCUUCAGUUGGCUUUCUAUCGGAAACUCGAGUUCUUUGGUUCGGAUAUUUGUGGUUGGGGUUUGAGAGUGGAAGUGGGAGUGUCGGUGUGGAGGGGUGAGACGGGGUUUGGAAUUAGGUUUGGUGCCAGGACGUCGUUGUGAGAUGUGAUGUAUUGGGAUGAUGGCGGACGUUCUUAUGACGGGCGUUAGUUGCUAGGGUGUUCUUUUUUGUCUCUUGGUGGAGUAACGGAACGAUGGUGUCGUGCCGUGGGAAAGCUUGUGAGUUGAAUUAGGGAUUGUGUGUUUUGAAGAUGGGAGGACAUUUUCUGUGUAGUGUUUUCUGUUCCCGGGUCUAGGGCUUUCGUGGGGUAGGGAUAGAGCAGGAUUUCGAAUUUUGGCUCGUUGAGUUUACGCUGUAGAUUAAUUGUCGAUCUUUCUUUUAGUUUUUUAUUUUAUUUUAUAUUAUUUUGUAUUAUUUUUCCGUUUUCCUCAAAUUAAGUUUGAAAAACUUUCUAUAGGGAUAGGAAUAAACAGGGCGUGCAGUGUAUUAGACUUGAAAUAGUUUUUCUGAGGCUGAGGAGAAAGCGAUCAAGAGCAAGAUGAACAAUGCAAUGAAUCCCCCAUAUGGUAGCACAGGUGGUCAACCCGGGCAAGGAGGAAUUCCAGGUGUACCUCCUCAACCAAUGAUGCGACCUGGGUUUAGUAUUCCGCUUCAGCAGCAGCCGCCAAGACCGUACGCACCUCCGCCAGCGGGAUUUAUGCCAUCUCAAGGGCUAGCUCCGGGGCAGCCUGCAGCGCCAGUUAUGCCUCCUGGAGUUCUUGUUUCUGGUUCUGCAGGUGCACCCCGGUACUCUGCACCACCCUAUGCGCAAAUGGUUCGUCCCCCCGUAUUUCCAGCGCGUCCACCUGUAGGGCCACCUCCAGUAAUAAUGCUGGCAAGGCCUCCUGGAACUGGGAUUCGACCUAUGCCGCCAGUGCUGAAGCCACUGCCUGGAAUGUUGCUUAACGACCUUGGCGCGAAAGGUGUUGGCCAGAUUGUUGCUCCACCUGAAAAGCCUCACACAACUGUUUAUGUUGGAAAAAUUUCUUCUACUGUUGAAGAUGAUUUUCUUCGAGCAACUCUCGAGUUAUGCGGAGGCAUUAAGAGCUGGAAACGUGCCCAAGACCCUACUACUGGCUCUCCUAAAGGCUUUGGUUUUUGUGAGUUUGAGUCAGCUGAGGGUGUGCUGCGAGCUCUCCGCCUUCUCAAUAAAUAUUCUCUGGAUGGGCAAGAACUAGUGCUUAACGUGAAUCAAGCAACAAGGGAAUAUUUAGAGCGGUAUGUUGCGAAGAAGAAAGAGCGAGAAAGGAUCGCACUGGAAGAGGAGGCAGCUAACCGAGAAGAGGAGGCUGCACCUGGAGUGGAAGUUGUGCCGGAACCCAAGAAAGCAAUCAACGGCGUGAAUUCCAAGAAAGAUGAAAACACUCCAGAAGAUGAUGCUAAAAAAUUCGGACUUGUGACUGAUGCUGACAAGGAAGUCGAUGAUCAAGCUGUUCAGAAACUGAACGCUAUGCUGGCCGAAAGGGCUAAAGCGAGACCACUACCUCCACCUCCACCUCUGGCUACUCCUGUAGAGACUAGUGUAAAGAGCAGUUCUGUUGCUGAUGGCUCAACACUUCUCAAAGAUGGUGACUCAACUGCAGACGGAGAAAAGAGUGAAAACGUGAGCGGACGGAACGACGACGACACCAUAAGCGAACAAAAGCAGAGCAGUGCGGAUGUAGAAGCAAGUUCUGUUGAUCGAAGUAGGCGCAGUGAGCGGGGCUCAGAGCGUGACAGGGAGCGUGAAUUGGAGCGUGAUAAAGAACGAGAAGUGGAGCGUUAUGAGCGGGAGCGUGAACGUGAGCGUCUACGCCGAGAUCGGGAUCGAGAGAACAGAGUGCGGGAAGCAGAACGCUUGUACGAAGAACGUGAAAGGGAAUGGGAGAGCAGAGAGCGGGAUAAGGAGAGACAGCGGUUAUAUGAAAAAGAACGGGAGAAAGAUCGGGAAAGAGAGAGACGCAGGGUGAUCAAGGAACAGGAGGAAGAGAGCGACGAUGAAGAUCGGCGGAAACCUCGGUAUCGAAGUGCUGCGUACGACGAAAAGCGUAAACGCCGCCAUAGAGAAUACGAAGAAGAUGAGGCCGAUCGAAUCAGGGAGCUAGAAGAGGAAGCCUCUGCUGAGCUUGUUAAACGACACAAACCCAGUCCUGAGCAUGCAGUUGUUGCCAACGAUGAGAAUGACAUGGAUGUUGGUGAUAAACCUGUUCCAUCAAUUGAUUAUGUCGAGGAGCCCGUACUUUUACCUGCCUCACCUGCGCAUGUCGUGUCAAUGUUCGAUAGUGAUUCAGAAGAAGAAGAAGAAGCGGAUCAUAAAAAGACUGCUGGCAAUGGUGUUUACUCCGUUGGAAGAGAGGACAGUUCAGCUGCAGCUGUCACUGAUGUGAAGCCCAGCAGUAGUCCUGCUCCUCGCAAGCUUGGAUUUGGCUUGAUGGGGUCGGGAAGGCGUACUGCAGUACCCUCUGUGUUUACUGAAGAAGACGAGGAUGCCACAGCUGAUGCUAGUAAGCUGCGUACACUAGUUCCCAUAGACUAUUCUGCAGAGGAAAUGCAAGUUGUUGCAACCGUCCCAUCUGCUCCGGCCCCUCCUCCUGCAAGUGGUGGUCUAGCUCACAAUCUAGCAGCUGCUGCAGAGUUUGCCAAGAGUUUAUCCUUGUCUUCAGGGAAGGAUGAGAAUGACAAAGAUGGAUCUAGAAGGUCCAGAGAUAGGACUAGUGAUCGAGAUAGGUCUCGUAAGGAGAAAGAACGGGACCGAGACCGGGAUCGGGAUAGGGAAAGAGAUAGGGAGAAAGAAAAGGAUCGUGAUCGUGAUCGUGAGAAGGAUAAAGAACGGGAACGUGAGCGUGAGCGUGAGCGUUCCUCUAAGGCAGAGACUAAGGCUCCAGAAUCCAAAAAGAUUCUGGAUGCCAAGCAGCUGAUCGAUACAAUCCCCAAGACCAAAGAAGAACUCUUCAAUUUUCCCGUGGAUUGGAAUAUUUAUGACUCGCAUGACCUCCAUGAAAGGAUGCGACCUUGGAUUUCAAAAAAGAUCACAGAGUUUCUCGGUGAAGAGGAGAACACGCUGGUGGAUUUCAUUGUGAGUAGCACUAGGAAACAUGUUUCAGCUGCUACUAUGUUGGAGCUUCUGGAGGCUAUUCUUGAUGAUGAGGCUGAGAUGUUCGUAUUGAAGAUGUGGCGCAUGCUUAUCUUUGAGGUUCGACGAGUCGAAACUGGUCUAGCUUCAUGGAGGAACAAAUCUCAAGGUUAAUGGUAAUCGUCUUUACAAUUAUCUGUCACAUUUCGUUCAGUUUAGUUGAGGUUCAUAUUAAUACCAAUGGUUGAGAGGUAAAGUUUCAACUGAUUUCAUGAUUCUGUCCUUUUAGAUGUCUGGAUAUGUUUUUAUGGCUACUUGGCAAAUGCAUCAACUAUUAUUCAUUGAACUGGUAAUAGAUGAUUUUUGUGUAUUAGUCCAAUUCAAGCAUAUCCAUUGUGGAUUUUUUAUGCUUGGUUGCUUCCUGCUGUAUCAGAACUUUAUAUGUACAGUUCUCAUUCUUUCUCAAUUUAGGAUCUAACGUUGUAUUGCA
Physcomitrium patens is the source of this 3878-nucleotide messenger RNA. RefSeq names its product RNA-binding motif protein 25. Gene Ontology annotation, molecular function: RNA binding. The record is from RefSeq and is a predicted model, not a curated record. Lineage: Eukaryota; Viridiplantae; Streptophyta; Bryopsida; Funariales; Funariaceae.